AUGGAAGAAUUGGGAAAUCGCUUGAAAAGGUCCACUAAGAACUCCAAUAAACCUUGCUCUCGAAAUGGAGUUCAUAGGUCUUUUGGAGCAUUCUGGAGCAUAUGGGACAUGAGGAGCAUGGAGGGACUUGGCACAUGGACGCAGCUCAACUGGAUACGCAAAGGAAGAAGGAGAAGCCAUCUUGAAGACCAGCUCGACCGUCUACUCGACCAACCGGUCGAGUUCCUCAACUCGACCGGCCAAGCUUCAACUCGAUCGAGCUGA
Messenger RNA from Microthlaspi erraticum, 264 nucleotides. The record is from the annotation of a GenBank genome assembly. NCBI's taxonomy places the organism in Eukaryota, Viridiplantae, Streptophyta, Magnoliopsida, Brassicales, Brassicaceae.